Musa acuminata subsp. malaccensis (wild Malaysian banana) is the source of this 1373-nucleotide messenger RNA. Its product is annotated as WAT1-related protein At5g47470-like. NCBI's taxonomy places the organism in Eukaryota, Viridiplantae, Streptophyta, Magnoliopsida, Zingiberales, Musaceae. The record is from RefSeq and is a predicted model, not a curated record. Gene Ontology annotation, molecular function: transmembrane transporter activity. Gene Ontology annotation, cellular component: plasma membrane.
UCUUGUAGUCCACCCAAGGAACAAUAUCUGCACGGAGUGACUUGCAGACCGGAAGUUUGGUGGUUGAAGCUUGAAGUGCGUGUUAGAAAGGGGAAGAGGAGAAGGACGAGGAGCUCUCCAGCUCGUUGAGUUUCCCCAUCAUAAAGAUGUUGAAAUCAUCCAGAGGUGGGUUUUGGGAGGAGCUCUUCAUUGUCUCCGGCAACUUCGGAGCGCAAGUCAUGUAUGGAGUGUAUAUGGUGUUCUUGACUGGCGUCUUCGCGGCCGGCGUCAACCCGUUGUUCCUCGUCGUCUUCGGAAACUUGGUCACCGCCGUCGUCGUCCUCCCCUUCGCCGUAGUUCUCGAGAAGAAGAAGUGGCCGCGCAAGUUGAGUGCUACUCUGUUAUCCCAUUUCUUUCUGCUCUCCUUAGGAGGGGUAACCAUAUUCCAAGCUCUGACAUUGGUGGGAAUCAAGAAAGCUUCUCCAGAUAUUGCCUCUGCAAUGCCUAACCUGGCUCCUGGCCUCAUCUUCAUCAUUGCAGCCUGCCUCAGGUUUGAGAAGUUCGACGCAUGUUGCUGGUACAGCAGAGCCAAGAUCAUGGGAACCUUGGUGUGCUUGACUGGGGCUAUGGCCAUGUGCUUCUUGCAAACCCCAUCUGAAUCACCUAGUUUAACAUCUAAUCUAUCAGCUAUCUUGUCCAAGCCCUAUACAUUGGACAAGGCCAUCUACAGUGACUGGAUGCUAGGCUGCUUCUAUCUCUUAACAGGGGUUGUGUUCUUAUCUUGCACCACUGUUUUGCAGGCUGCAACUAUGGUUGAAUUCCAAGCACCUUUAUCUCUGGUUGUAGUGACCUCUGUGAUGGGCUCCCUUCUCACUGCACUGUGGCAAAUCAUAAGUGAAGGCAACAUCAGUGUUGGUCCUUCCACCCUAAGCAUUGCAAGAAUUGUGGGAGUUGUCCUGCUGGGUGGAGUUCUGGUGGGUGUAUGUGUUGCAUUCCAGACAUGGUGUAUCAGUAAGAAGGGUCCAGUUCUGGUUGCCAUCUUUAGCCCCAUUCAAACAGUCAGCACUGUUGUUCUUUCAGCUGUACUCUUGAGACAGAUGAUUACUGCUGGAAGCCUGGCAGGAAUAGUUCUCAUGUUUGCAGGACUCUACGUCGUCUUAUGGGCAAAGAACAAUGAAGAUUUCACUACGGUCGAUGUCAAGGAUGACCCGCAGCCGCAUGUUGAAGAUGUUGAGAAGCCACUACUGUCUUGAAUGUGAUCUGUUGUUGGCCAAUUCAAUGCAAGUAGAAAUAGUGAAGGAUGUAUACGAAAUGGCUGAAAAGAUGCAUACUAUAGCUGAGCCUGUAAUAAAGUCAAAGAUCUAUCAAAUUUCAAGGGAAAAGAGAAUGGAAUU